This is a messenger RNA of Odocoileus virginianus texanus, 852 nucleotides long. It is a transcript of the gene DCTN3, whose product is annotated as dynactin subunit 3. Lineage: Eukaryota; Metazoa; Chordata; Mammalia; Artiodactyla; Cervidae. Gene Ontology annotation, biological process: cytoskeleton-dependent cytokinesis. Gene Ontology annotation, cellular component: dynactin complex. The record is from RefSeq and is a predicted model, not a curated record.
GACGGAUGUCCUACCCUCUGGCUAUUCCUAGCUGAGGCGGGGCAGCGGGAGCCAUGGCGGCUGUGAGCGAUGUUCAGCGGCUACAGGCCCGUGUGGAGGAGCUGGAGCGCUGGGUGUACGGACCAGGCGGCUCUCGCGGCUCGCGGAAGGUGGCUGAUGGCCUGGUCAAGGUGCAGGUGGCUUUGGGGAACAUCGCCAGCAAGAGGGAGAGGGUGAAGGUUCUGUACAAAAAGAUUGAAGACUUGAUCAAAUACCUGGAUCCUGAGUACAUUGACCGCAUUGCCUUACCUGAUGCCUCCAAGCUGCAGUUCAUCUUGGCAGAGGAGCAGUUCAUUCUCUCGCAGGUUGCACUUCUGGAGCAGGUGGACGCUCUGGUGCCCAUGCUGGACAGCACUCACAUCAAAGCCGUUCCUGAGCAUGCUGCCCGCCUGCAGCGCUUGGCCCAGAUCCACAUCCAGCAGCAGGACCAGUGUAUGGACGUCACUGAGGAGUCCAAGGCUCUCCUGGAGGAAUACAACAAGACUACCAUGCUUCUCUCCAAGCAGUUUGUGCAGUGGGAUGAACUUCUCUGCCAGCUAGAAGCUGCCAAGCAGGUGAAGCCUGUGGAAGAGUGAAUGGUGCUUCCCAUCCCAGGGUGGGCUGGGGCAGCCAGGCUCCAGGACCUGUGCCAGCCUGCCCUUGUAACAGAGCAGAAGAGAGUUGGCUCUGUAUUUAUUGGAUUCGAGACCUACCUGGUUUCAUUCAGGUGGGGCUCUGAGGUCAGAGAUCUGGUUACUUGAGAUUUGCUCUUUGCACCUCCUCCCUUCAUCAGCGUCCUGUUCCAGUGACAAUAAAACUGUAGAGACCACUUCA